CUAAGCGAUAGUGGAGAAAGGAAACUGAGAACUUCGGACUGUAGCGGAGCCGGUAGAGAGCUUUGAGGCAGCGUGAGGGUGUAUCGCCAGGCUCGCACCUGUCCGGAGGAAGGCACAUGCGGAGAAAAUGCCCACAAACUUUACUGUGGUCCCUGUGGAGGACAACAGGACUGAGUCGCUGCAGGAGGAAGCAGACGUUCAGAGCCACUCUCAAGAGUUUUACCCAGGUGAUACCAUCCCGAAGGAAGACAGUCCUUUCAUCGACAGAGACAAUGACCAGGAGAGCUAUUAUGAUGGAAAGAACAUGGCACUUUUUGAGGAGGAGAUGGACAGUAACCCCAUGGUGUCCUCACUCCUCAACAAACUGGCCAACUACACCAACCUGACGCAGGGAGUGGUGGAGCAUGAGGAAGCCGAGAAUGAGGAGGGAGCCAAGAGGAAAACCGUCAAGAGUCCACAGAUGGGCACCUUCUUUGGCGUCUACCUGCCCUGCCUGCAGAACAUUCUGGGCGUCAUCCUCUUCCUGCGCCUCACCUGGAUCGUGGGCACAGCGGGCAUCUUGGAAGCCUUUGCCAUUGUCUUCAUGUGCUGCUCCUGUACCAUGCUGACUGCCAUCUCCAUGAGCGCCGUAGCCACCAACGGCGUUGUGCCAGCUGGUGGCUCCUACUACAUGAUCUCCAGGUCCCUGGGCCCAGAGUUUGGCGGCGCCGUGGGUCUCUGCUUCUACCUGGGCACCACUUUUGCCGGAUCCAUGUACAUCCUGGGAACCAUCGAGAUCUUCCUGACCUACAUCGUGCCAAGUGUGGCCAUCUUCACAGCAGAGAAGAAGGAGGAUGAGGCCGCAGCCAUGCUGAACAACAUGCGCGUGUACGGCACGGGCUGCCUGCUCCUCAUGGCCCUGCUGGUCUUCGUGGGGGUCAAGUACGUCAACAAAAUGGCACUGGUCUUCCUCUCCUGUGUGGUGCUCUCCAUCAUCGCCAUCUACGCCGGGGUCAUCAAGACCGCCUUCGAGUCGCCCCACUUCCCGAUCUGCCUCUUGGGGAACCGAAUCUUGGAGAACCUCGACUUUGACAAGUGCCUGAAGAAGGAGGUGGUCAACAAUGUGACAGUGCCCACCAAGCUAUCGACCCUGUUCUGUGAUAGUCCGUUCCAGGAAGAGAACUGUGAUGAGUACUUCAAGCUCAACAAUGUGACAGAGAUCAAAGGCAUCCCUGGUCUAUUGAGCGGGGUCAUCUCAGAAAACCUGUGGAGCAGCUAUGGGCCCAGUGGCAUGCUGGUGGAGAAGGCGGGGCACGAGUACAUCCCGGCUCAGAACACCUCCAGGGAUAGUAGCCUGCCCUACGUCUUCAACGACAUCACCACCGUCUUCACGCUGCUGGUGGGCAUCUACUUCCCCUCCGUGACAGGAAUCAUGGCUGGCUCCAACAGGUCUGGAGACCUCCGAGAUGCCCAGAGGUCCAUUCCCACAGGAACCAUCCUGGCCAUUGUAACCACCUCUUUCAUAUACAUGUCCUGUGUCCUGUUGUUUGGUGCAUGUAUUGAAGGUGUAGUUCUAAGAGACAAGUUCGGACACUCUGUCCAUAAAAACCUGGUGAUUGGUACAUUGUCCUGGCCCUCGCCUUGGGUCAUUGUCAUCGGCUCCUUCUUCUCCUGCUGUGGGGCGGGGCUUCAGAGCCUCACUGGCGCCCCCCGGCUGCUGCAGGCCAUAGCACGCGAUGGCAUAGUGCCCUUCCUGCAGGUGUUUGGCCACGGUAAGGCCAACGGGGAACCCACCUGGGCUCUGCUGCUGACUGCUGCCAUCUGUGAAAUCGGGAUACUGAUCGCCUCCCUGGACGCUGUGGCCCCUAUCCUGUCCAUGUUCUUCCUGAUGUGCUACCUCUUUGUCAACCUGGCCUGUGCUGUUCAGACACUGCUCCGCACCCCCAACUGGAGGCCCCGCUUUAAAUUCUACCACUGGACCCUCUCAUUCCUGGGCAUGAGCCUCUGUCUCUCCCUCAUGUUCAUCUCCUCCUGGUAUUACGCCCUGGUGGCCAUGCUGAUUGCUGGCUGCAUCUACAAGUACAUUGAGUACAGAGGAGCGGAAAAGGAAUGGGGUGAUGGUAUCCGGGGGCUGUCCCUCAAUGCUGCACGCUACGCCCUCAUCCGCCUGGAGGAGGCUCCUCCCCACACCAAGAACUGGAGACCCCAGCUGUUGGUGCUUCUGAACCUGGAUGGGGAGCUGGCCGUGAAGCACCCCCGCCUGCUGUCCUUCACCACACAGCUGAAGGCUGGCAGGGGCCUGACCAUCGUCAGCUCCGUGCUGGAGGGCACCUACCUGAGCAAAGGCGCCGAGGCCAAACGGGCUGAGCAGAGCAUCAAAUCGGCCAUGUCUGCGGAGAAGACGAAGGGCUUCUGCCACGCGGUGGUGUCCUCGAACCUGCGGGACGGCUUCUCCCACCUGAUCCAGACGGCAGGGCUGGGGGGCAUGAAGCACAACACUGUGCUGAUGGCCUGGCCUGGCAACUGGAAGCAGGCGGAGGACAGUCAGUCCUGGAGGAACUUCAUCGAGACCAUCAGGGAGACAACGGCGGCUCACCAAGCCCUGCUGGUGGCCAAGAACGUGGACAGCUUCCCGACCAACCUGGAGCGCCUGGAGGGAACCAUCGAUGUCUGGUGGAUCGUGCAUGAUGGAGGCCUGCUCAUGCUGCUGCCCUUCCUCUUCCAUCAGCACAAGGUUUGGAGAAGGUGUAAGAUGCGAAUUUUUACCGUGGCUCAGAUGGACGACAACAGCAUCCAGAUGAAGAAGGACCUGCAGAUGUUCCUCUACCACCUCCGGCUUGACGCUGAGGUGGAGGUGGUGGAGAUGCAUGAACGUGACAUCUCAGCCUUUACCUACGAGAAAACACUGGUGAUGGAGCAGCGCUCUCAAAUGCUGAAGCAGAUGCGGCUGUCCAGGACAGAGCGAGAGAGAGAGAUUCAGAGCAUCACUGACGAGUCCCGCAGCUCCAUCAAGAGGAAGAAUCGCCCAGCUACCCAAUCGCAGGCUCCUUCUGACGCCACACAGCCAGACAAGGUAGCAGGGCCCUGCCCACGUGCUGAGAGCGCCGCAUGCGGCGGGCGCUUACAGAGCCACAGCUCCCCCCUGCGCCCCCAGCCCCCCCACGCUCCUGCGAGCAGCUGCAUUCAAGCUGAAAUGGCAGGCGACUGUGGCGCUGAAAGUGUCCUCAUCUGCAGCCGGCGCCCUUUGCCCUCUGCGCAUGCUGCCGCAGCACCGGCCACUCGAACCCGAAGCCGCCUUGCUGCAUGUGUAGAGUUUGCUGUCCAUGUUCAACACGCAUCCUUAACUUCUGUGUUUUGUUGUUAACUAUAGAGUAUGGGAAUGACUUUGAUGUAUAUUUAUGCAUGUUUUCUCAUUGACAUUGUUUGACCUGAACACAUUGAAUGUAUCAUUUUCUUUUUCUAACCCAUUUCUUGCAUGACAUUUGCAUUCCUUUAUGUUCCUAGUUUUUAACUUUUUCUUUAUUUUGCAGUUUUGGCCUGUUCAUUUGACAAAUUUUUCCUGCUCUUUUAUUUUGAUGAAAUGCAUUGAAAUCAGCCUUGCAGUAUUUUCUUUAACGCAAUGCAGUUAUUGUGCUAAAAAUGUUAAACUUCCAGUAGUUCAAACGGUAAAUAUACCCUGGAAAUGAGUUAUGAGGAGAUGCCACAGUGUCCUCAACAUUUUACAGAUGAACAGCUUAGUUUUGUUCCACAAACAGCCAAUUCUCAAAUAUGAAGCAUUGUCAUUUUUUUCAAAGUUGCCAUGGAUUUAUCUAGAAAUCUGCACACUUUCAGGUUUUGUGUCUUACAUAUUAUUCUCCUUUUUAUUUCUGUUGUGUCAUAGACCCGAAAACAGUCUUGUUGUUUGUCUUUACUGAGUAUUUUAGUGACACUCCCUGUGUGGUGAGAGCGUCAUGUGAUGGUGAGCUGGUUGUAGCACCAUCGCAGUCUGAUGUCAGACUCUACUU
Paramormyrops kingsleyae is the source of this 3983-nucleotide messenger RNA. NCBI's taxonomy places the organism in Eukaryota, Metazoa, Chordata, Actinopteri, Osteoglossiformes, Mormyridae. The record is from RefSeq and is a predicted model, not a curated record.